Molecule: messenger RNA, 8083 nt
Organism: Acanthochromis polyacanthus (spiny chromis)
Lineage: Eukaryota; Metazoa; Chordata; Actinopteri; Pomacentridae
Gene: lrrc9
Product: leucine rich repeat containing 9
Exons: 33
Coding region: 324-4784 (1486 amino acids)
Molecular function (GO): protein binding
Source: RefSeq, a predicted model, not a curated record
AGCCUCAAAAGUCUACCUCCCUCCUUAGCAACCAUGUUAGCAACCAGACGCUCCUGCAUCGAUACAGACUGAUACCAAAUAUUACUGAACCCAAAAGAGACAUUUAUAAAUUAUGGCUGUUAUCAGGGAGAAUAGUGUUAAUUUAGUUUAAUGUGCAAGAUAUUGACAAUUGACACACACGGACUUCAGUGACAAACAUUUACAGCAUUCUGUGGUUAACUAGCUAGUCAGUAAGUGGCACAUCUGUAGAGGCUAGCACAGUUAGCAUCAAUGUGUUGCGACAUUUAGUGCUGUCACUCGCUAACCUCAGCUACUACAGAGUUAUGUUGCAGAGUGAGAAACAAAAGAAUCGUGGUGACGAGGAGGCGGUCAAAAAACUGUGCAUGGUUAAUGGAGUGUCCUAUGAAAAAAUUGCACAAGAGGGGUGCAACAUCAGGUCACUAGAGAUCUUCUUCUCUGGUUUCCCUCGCAUGGUGGGGCUGUCCUUCUUUCCAAGGCUUUGCCAGCUUACCAUAGUGGACCAGAACAUAAAACUCAUUGAAGGACUUGAGUGCUGCCCUCUGCUCCAGGAGCUCUGGAUAGUCCAGUGUCAUCUGACAGAAAUAUCUGGACUACACAAUUGUCUACAACUGCAGAAAUUGUACCUGUAUGACAAUCAAAUCUGGGAAAUAGAAAAUUUAGAAUUGCAGGUUAACCUGGAAGUGCUGUGGCUCAAUAAUAACUGCAUAACCAACAUACAGGGCUUAAACACACUGAAAAACCUGAAGGAACUAAACCUUGCUGACAACAACAUUACAAAAAUUGGGUACAGCCUUGAUCCCAAUGUCAGCCUUCAGAAUCUCAAUCUGUCUGGGAACAAGAUCAGCUCCUUUAAGGAGCUGACCCAGCUUGUGCAUCUACCCCAUUUGAGAGAAUUAGCACUGAAGGACCCCACGUCAACGCCUAACCCAGUGUGCCUGCUGUGUAACUAUGCCACACACAUUCUUUAUCACAUGCCAGGCCUCCAGCAACUCGACACCUACGAAGUCUCCAGCAAGCAAGUCAAGGAGGCAGCUGAGUCUGCUGUAAUGAAGAAAAUGAUGUACUACAACAUGCGUGUACGUACUGCUCAGAGGAACCUGGCUGAGACCCAGCUCAGUCUGAUAGAGAGGAAAAAAACUCUAUUACAGUUACCCGAACAAUGCAACAGGACCCUCAGUCACGCUCUGAAAUGUCUUGAACGUGAGCUCUCCAUGGUGCUGCUUGGUUGCAAGAAGUCUGCCUGCAGGUCCGGGGAUGAACCAGGAGGACCAAACCACCUGGAGGAAGGUUUACCUGAAAGAAGUGACUCAUCCCAUGACAUUGGUCAUGAUCCUGCCAUGGAGCACAAAAUCCUCCAUAAGAUUGAAGCACUGAAGGAAAGAUUGAAGCUGUGGACCAGGCGGAUGGAGGAGAUUGAAGCCUGGUAUGAGCAAGAAUUGGCCAAAGCCACAAACAGGAUGGAAUAUAUGGUGCAGUUUCUGUUGAUGGAGCUUGAAAGUGUUGGAAAUAUCCGUUUAGAGGAGGGCUGCUCCGCAGAUCCCUGGUUUACAUCCUGUUGUGACCUCCUGCUUUCCCGCUUCUCUCCUUCGGAUUACAAGAUUCAGGGCAUCAUUGACAUUAAAAUUGACAGAGUUAUUCGCAUUCACAACAGUGCUUUGAGGCUUCGCUUUGAGGACAGACUUCAUAGCCUGCUACCCAGUGAAGAUUCUGUUUGCCUUUCACACAGGAAUUACAGACGGCGACUGGAGUAUUUAUUCUAUGUGGCUGACCCUGAACAAUGUGAGAAGAAAGAAACUUUGUGCAUUCUGGAGGAAGGCUUCAAAACAGCACCGCAACAUAAGGAUUUAGGAGGAGUGGAGGCUAUACCUUUAUCCAAUAGCUUAAGUGUGACCGAACUACCCAGAGUUGAUUAUGUACUGCGCCAGGCCAACCAGUUCAUUUCUAAGCAAAGUACAGAUACAAUCCCUUUUAGACAUGGUCAGGUUAUUGUUUCCAAAGUGUUUGUGGGUAACAGCACGCCUAUCCGAGACGGAGAACUGAUGGGCAGAAGCAGCUAUCCCAGAGUCUUCUCUGUGUAUUGCAAUGUGGACACUAAGCACAGAUCUGCGAUGAGUGAAGAGAGACCUCACUCCACCAAAACACAUACUGGUCCUGACUGCAAUCCGUGCCGAAGGCAGUGGUUUGUGUUUGAACAGGAGCUUGUCCUGCCCGAGUACAUCAUAUACUUUGAAUACAUCACUAGGGACAAGGAACAACCUACAUUUUCAAGCCACAGCACAAGCAGAGAUACUGCUCCUUCCAGUGACAUUCUCCUGGACCAAGGAGUCCUCAACAUGGAGCCUGUGCUGAAACUGCAGCCCAAGUUGUUGAGCUUGGAUGACACAAUUCUUCUAAACGUGGCCAGAGCCAAUGUCCUCAGUCAGAUCACUAAACUUAACCUUCAUGGCAACAGUCUCAGCAAAAUUAAGGAGAUUUCCAGCCUCACAGCUCUGAGACAUCUUACCAUCAGCUUCAAUAAGUUCACACACCUUGAAGAUAUUUCUCACAUGCCCAACCUUGAGUUUUUGGAUGCUAGCUAUAACCACAUAGAGACUCUAGAAGGGCUGCGGGGGUUGGGACAACUCAAACAGCUCGACGUGUGCUGGAACAAGUUAACCAAAGCCAGAGAGGAGACAUCUGUGCUGAGAAAACACACACCUGCUCUCCUGAAACUGGACACUCGAUUCAAUCCCUGGAACAAGCUAGAGACAGUCAGAAUGACCAUACUGAGCCGCCUCACAACCCUCACACAUCUGGAUGAUGUCCUAGUGGCAGAAGAGGAGGCUGCUGAAGCUGUUCAGAUGGCUGCCGGCUCCAAAAUUAACCAGGCAUCUCUCCUGGCACACUCUCGUACCAACGAAGACCGUCCACGUAGUCUCAGUUUGCUUUCAACAGCGCAGCUCCUACAUCGUUUGAGUCCUGCACCCUGGGGCCUCGGUACAGAGCUGGAGCCAGACUGGACUGCUAAGAUCACCACUCUGAACCUUGACAACCUGAGGAUUUCCAAGCUGAUCAGUCUGAAUAAGCUCGUUAACCUGCGCUGGGCCUCCUUUAAUGAUAACGAGAUCUCCAAAGUGGAAGGUCUUGAAAGCUGCCUGAAGCUGGAGGAGCUCUCCCUAAACAACAACAGCAUCAGCACUCUCAGUGGCCUGGCAAGACUACAGUGCCUCAACAAGCUGAGUGUAGAUGGUAAUCAGCUGUCCAGUCUGGAUGCCUCAGUUCUAGACCAGCUCCCCAACCUGGCUUUUCUGUCAGUGGAGAACAACUGUAUCACUUCCCUGCAUGGCAUCCACAGAGUCCACUCCCUCCUUGAACUCUACAUCGGCAGCAACCAGCUUUCUACUUCAAGAGAUAUCUACUAUCUGAAAGGAUUGGCAAACCUCAUCAUUCUGGAUCUCUGUGGGAAUCCUUUAGUAGAAAAACUGGAAAACUAUCGUAUAUAUGUAGUGUUUCAUCUUCCCUCCCUUAAAGCUCUGGAUGGAUUUGCAGUGGAAGUGAGUGAGUGUGAGAGUGCAAAGAAUAUGUUCAGGGGGAGACUAACCCCUGACAUGAUAGCAGAGAAGCUGGGUCACUCAAACUACACAGAACUCACCUACCUAACCGUUCAAUCCUGCUCCAUUAGGAUGGUUGAUUUGUCUCCAGUGGACCAGUUCUGCAACCUGCACAGUGUCAACUUAGACCACAACAACCUCACAUCCUUCUCGGGCCUCAUCUACCUGCCUAAUAUCAAAGCUCUGUGUUUGAACUACAACCACAUCGAGUCUAUUCUGCCGAGGCAGAGGACUCAGGCUCAGCUGACUAACAGACAGAUACUGUACAACAGAGUCCACUCCAGUGGCUAUGGCCAGCAGAGCCCGUCCAAAGCCAGCAGGGAUACUGGGCCCACUGGCAGCCUGGAGCCACUGAUGGGAAGCCUGGAGGUGCUUCAUUUGAGUCACAAUGGCAUCUCCAAUAUGGCCAAUCUGCAGCUCAGCAGGCUCACCAAUCUUAAAGCACUCUUCCUACAAGGUAAUGAGAUCAGCCAGGUGGAGGGCUUGGAGGGGCUUCACCAGCUCAGAGAACUUGUGUUAGACAGAAACCGGAUCAAAGCGCUGGCCAAGAACUCUUUCACAGCCCAGAACGUCCUACUAGAACUGCACCUAGCAGAGAACCGGAUCCGGGAGCUAAACCAUCUCGAUCCACUGACUGAGCUCCGUAAGCUCUUCCUCGACAUGAACAAACUGCAGGGCAUCACAGAGCUUGACAAAUUGGAAGUUCUUCCCUCGCUGAUGGAGCUCUCUGUUGUUGGCAAUCCUGUGGCCCGUAAUUCUCUCCACAGACCGGCAGUCGUGCUUCGUCUGUCCCAGUUGCAGGUGUUAGAUGGAGUGAUGGUCACUCUAGAGGAAAGGACCAGGGCAGAACUCGUCAGUGCUGAUCAAUCUCAUCCUGGAGCUUCUCUUCCCACCCCUGAAAUUAACCUACCUGGACCGCUGUCUCUCAUGCCUCAUAACAGCACUCUGAGAGUAAUGAGUAUAGGGGGGGACUACAGAACUUCAUGCACGGACAUGAUGUCUUGCCAAGUAAUGUGGACGAGGAUCACUAUACAUAUAAAUUCAAGAAGAAUAAGUACAGUAAUGUGCCUCGAAGUGGCCAAACAGACAUCAACUUCAGACACAGUCGGAGAGCCGGAAGCAAACCGCUCAGCACAUGUCUCCUGCCCGAUGGGAACAGAGUCAUCAUUAUGAAUUCCAAACAGGAACAAGGCAGCAGGUUCCCAAAUGGUGGAAAUCCUCCAACAAUGUAGCAACCAGAAGAAAAAGAAGAGCAUUUAGUGGCAUGAUCAAAAGGUACACAUAUGGCAGCCAUGGCAUACAGCGCACACACACACACACACACACACACACACACACACACACACACACACACACACACACACACACACACACACACACACACAUACAUAUAUUUGAAUGGUGUCAUUGUUGUAAAUUUGCCUUAAUAUCAAAUAGCAUCUGCAUAAGUGAGUUUUGUCUUUGACAUUGCAAUAAAUAAUUUUAUUAUAUGACAUAUUUUUAUAUGUAUACAAAACAGUCUUAAUAAAUUACUUUUGCUGCUCAAUGAAUUAUUCAGUACUAAAACUAAAACUGCAUUUGACUUACAGUAAAUUAGGCUACUUGAUGGGGCAUGUAGUGCACUACUUUCAAAUGCAAUGAAAGUAAUGCACUGACUGUGACUUUAUUUUCUAUCCACAUAUGUGGAUCACUAACCAUGGUAAUCUGAGGAUGAGAGGUUUUGGUGUCAUUUCAGCUGCUAUCCCAUCCUUUAACCCCAAACAAGUAAAAAAAAAAAAAAAAAACACCCACAGAUGUACGGGCGUGUGAGCCUGGCAUGCUGCGUCCAUUGGGUCAAAUGCAUCCCCAACAAGUGGAUAAUCCAGCUUUAGCACACCUCUCUGUGGACAAUAAUCUGCAGUCACUCAGAUAAAGAUGUAAUCUUGAAUAAGGUCCAAAUGGAUUUCAGAGAUUGUCAGCUUCAUCAUGUUAGCCUCUUUUUGAAAGCUCACUGCAGUUUCGCCUCUAACAGGCAAAUCUCGUGUGUUGUAACUGAAAAUGAACCUACUCCACUUGAUGUUUAUUAUGUUAGUUCUGAUGAAUAUUAGAACAUAAUCCUCCCCCCGUGUCUACCAGUUGGUUUAGAGUCCUGCCAGUCUAAAUAUGGAAGAUAUAGGCCAGGCCAGUGAUACUCAAUCCACAUCAACAAAUUAAGGAAAUUGCUUCACACUGGAAAUUGUUAUUUUUUGUUUUUAUGUUUAAUGUAGAUUUGUUUUCAUUCCUCCUACUUAAUUUGAAAAUAUCUAAUUUUGGAGACAGAUAAAUUACAGAUUUUUUUAAUGUUUAUUCAUUUUAUCUGAUGAAGAUUACUGUCAUUUUGCAAAAGUACUAUGUAAGCCAGUAGACUAUCUCUGCCCUCGGCUAUAUUAUGUGGUGUAAUAAGAAUUAAUUGUGAAACUAGACUGAUAAUUAUAAUGUGCAAACAUUUACAUGAAAAAAACAUUAAUAGGUCACCUAUUCCCAUCUAGCAAACAGUGCAUGACUAUUAUAAUGCUCAGUGAAGUAAUUUUCACUUUGACCGUGCAAACCUGUGUUACAUGUCUGCAGAAUGUAUUUUAUGGUUAGAAUGCUGUUUCAUUGGACUGGUACUUAUAUAGAAAACACAUCUAGAAAAGACAGCAGAAAAGUCAGAAAACAGUUGUGGGAAAAGAAUGCUCUUCAUUCCAAACUGUAAAUGAAACUGCAGCAAGAGUAAACACUGAAACAUUUCUUCAUGGAACAUCGCUCUGAGUACACCAGUUUAUAAGACACAAUAUUAGCUGUGGAGUUUGUGAAUCAGUGGCGUUAACAUGACCACUAGGUGUCCUUAGAGCUCUAUUGACACUGCCAAUCAGUAGUUAGUGAAGGUUCCUCUUGCCCUGUAGGCAGUAAUUUAUCAGUUGAAAGGGGAUAUGUGUACUUCAGUUUUGUGUCCCCUGCCUGUGUUGCUUUUGCUGGCAACAGCCUGCUCUACACGGCAAAAGUGAAAAGCUCUCCCCAAACAAGCUCCUCUAAUGCAUGUACUUAACUUCACUUAAUUUGUGUUAAUUCCCGGCAUUAAGCGGGGCUAAUGACUGCGCAAGUGAGUGCACUGUCAUUACCUUGGUCUGCCUGACAUCAAAUGGCAGCUGAUGGAAAAAAAAACCAGCACAGAUUUGGGGGCUCAGUGUGAGUGCUCUAAUGCAUUAGGUAUUGCAGAGGAUAAUUACACAUUUUAUAUUUGUGUACCAUAUGUGCAGUAUGGAUGUUACAAAUAUAACUGCUUUUAAUUCUGCUGUGUGUAGUGUAAGCUUAUAUUGAACAUACCACUUCACACAGUAUGUCUCAGAUCUGCAUAUCUGUCCGUAUUUCUAACAUUAAAAUGACAUUAGCAUAAAAAUUUUGAAUAAUUCAUCACUUCUGAGUGAACCCAGAUGCACUGCUCUCUCCCUCUAUCUCUCUCCCUCUCCUCGCUCCUCCAUGUGAGUAGACCACAUGGUUUGUAGCUGGUUUAAUGGGAUGGAAUGUGACAGGUUAUGUUUUCAUCUGCCUGAUAUGGAGCCCGACUCGGGCGGGAGGAACCGGGAGGGAGAAGGAGAGGCUGAGAAAGAGAGAGAAAAGGGCAGGGGAAAGGAGUUCGUCUCUACAGCUGUAAUCUGGAUUCAUAAUUAGACAUGUUUGUGCUUGUUGUAAAUCAGUUAUAGAUGAUGCCCCCCUCCCCCCGCGGAAUCCACACACACACACACACACAUAGGAAAACACAUGCUCUGUAUGGGGCAAUUACUGCUGGUCCACUAACUCCCUGCAUUUGCUGUGUCUGUGCAUUCAGAGCACCAUUAGUCCAAGACUCUGUGAAUAAUUGCUGAAUGGACCAUGUUUUCGCUGCGAUCUACUCAGCUUCCAGUGUUGGGGAUGAAGUUGGAGGGGUGACGACAUUGAUUGAUGUUUGAUGCUGAAGUUAACACCGCAGUGCUUAUCGAAGCAUUAUGUACUGUAUGUGUAAUGGAUGAACAACAUUACAAUCCACACACGUUAAACAUUUGCCAGCUUGUACUAGGUUUAAAAGCGCUUUGAUAGAGGCUACAAUUUUAUCAACAUCAUCACUUGAGUUGAAAUUGCCGUUAUAAAAAUGAACUAUUCAGCUGCUGAUGACAUCAACAAAAUAUAAAUUAUUUUGUUUUCAAAGGGAACAUAUUAUGUCCCGGGUUUAUUAUUUUUUUUAUCCUCACAAAUACAUCCUCUGUCUUGCCAUAUUGCUUCUCUUGAAAUCUGUCAUUGAGUUAUUGUUGUCGCUUGUCAUUUUCCUGUAAUUUGUUUCCUGUGGAAUAAAGAGCGAAUGGAGAGAGAGUGAAAACACAGAUAAAAGAAUGGAGUGAGAGGUACAAUUAGAAUGAAAAGGAAAAUGCUUUUAUUUUGUGUAGACAUUUUGGAUGAGAGCGAGCCUCACAGAAGCAUUAAAUAUUAACUGCUAUUCA